This is a messenger RNA of Cryptomeria japonica (Japanese cedar), 465 nucleotides long. RefSeq lists its product as uncharacterized. The coding region runs from base 1 to 465 and encodes 154 amino acids. The transcript has a single exon. The record is from RefSeq and is a predicted model, not a curated record. NCBI's taxonomy places the organism in Eukaryota, Viridiplantae, Streptophyta, Pinopsida, Cupressales, Cupressaceae.
AUGGACCAGGAGAAGCAUACAAGUGUUGAAGCUGAAGACUUUGUAGAACACAUCAAGAAUAUACAUGAGGUAAAAAAGCACAUUAACAAUAUAAACCUGCAGUAUAAGGCGAAGGCAAAUCAGAAAAGGAGGUAUAAGGAGUUCCAGAUUGGUGACGAGGUGAUGGUCCAUUUGAGGAAAGAAAGGUUCCCAAUGGGAACAUACAAUAAACUGAAGAUGAAAAAAUUUGGUCCUUACAAGAUUUUGAAGAAGCAUGAUUCAGGGAACACAUAUGAGGUAGAGUUGUCAGAUGGAAUUAAUAUUUCUCCUAUGUUCAACAUUGCAAACUUAACAAAAUAUCAUGAAGGUGGCAUAGAGGAGGAACCAGUGUUAGAACAAUGUAAUAUCCCUGCACCUACUUCAGAGAAGGAGGAGAUCAAAGUAAUUUUGGAUAGCCAUGUGGGAAGGACUACUAGAAACAAAUAG